This is a messenger RNA of Sordaria macrospora k-hell, 2328 nucleotides long. RefSeq lists its product as uncharacterized. Gene Ontology annotation, biological process: meiotic chromosome segregation. NCBI's taxonomy places the organism in Eukaryota, Fungi, Ascomycota, Sordariomycetes, Sordariales, Sordariaceae. The record is from RefSeq and is a predicted model, not a curated record. Gene Ontology annotation, cellular component: chromosome, centromeric region; nucleus.
AUGGCCCGCCUGAACGGACAAGCCAUGUCGUCUGUCUCGUCGUCAACAGACAACCUCGAGCUUCUGCGUAGGAAGUUCCUCAGGCAAAACAGAGAUAUUGCUCGGGUCAAUUCCACACAGUCACUUCGUAUCCGCGGGCUGGAAAAUGAAUGCGCUCGUUUGCUGUCAGAAAACCUCGAACUUCGUAGUCAGGUCUUGCGCCUCGAAAAGGAGCUCCAAGACAACGCUGCGCAAAGAGUGGCCGAUCAUGCGCUCGAGAUCAAGGCCAAGAUGGAGACGCAGUUGGCGGAGCUCAGUUUACUGCUAGCAGGUUUAGGAGAGCCGCCCGCCAAGCGACGCCCCUCCGAAGAAAGGCGAUAUGCGCAACCUCGACCGAGCGUUCAUCGGAGCCCUCCCCUAAGAAGAGCACGCCAGGAGGCUGACCAGGAACUACUUGCCGAGCAGGAAGGGAGGCUACCACCGAUUUACGAGAACAAGACGUAUGCACGAGCUACGAUGAACAGUGAGGAAAUCCUAGCGUUGUGCAUGCAGGCAGAUGACUGGAACGACUCGCCAGACAUUGGACCGCCGCCAGUAUCUAGGUUUGUUGAGGAUGAUAUGGUCAUAUCUCGAUCUCCAUCGCCAAGCAAGAACGCCGAGACCGAAGAGAUGCAAGCUGCCGAGCAAGUAGAAGAGAGCCCUAGGGGCCUCCAAGUGCCGCCGUCACUAUCGCCGCCCAAACUUAACUUUGACAGGAGACCAAACAUGAUCCUUUUCAGCCCGCCCAAAGAAUCGACAAUUACGGAACCUACCAAAAUGUCCAGUCCCAUUCAGAUGGAACCGCCAAAACAACUUUCCUCGGCUGCACCAAGUGAGACGAUACGGGCAGGCCUCAAACGAAAGUUGAACGACGAGAACGAAAACGAACCCAACAAGGCAACCAAGCUGCAGCAAGGAAAGGACGUUGGCAGUACGACUGGGAAGAAGAAAGGACUCUCUGCCCGCGACCCGCAAAAGAGGAAAAGCAUCAGAGAGACCGCAACGAAACCGAGAGCUCCACUGUCAGCAAAGAGCACGAAUGAGCACAUUACUUCUCCAAAGAAGGCGACGAAGGCCUACGAGGUAGACGACGAUUUCAAGCCGGUGAAGGUGCACAAGGCACAAAAGGGCAAGGAGAGGGUUGACCUGCCGCUCCCGGAAGAGGAGUCAACAGCAGAAGAAGGGCAAGGAACUUCUACGUCAGCAUUUACGAAAAUCGAGAACGUCCUACCGGCUCGGAAACGUACUCCAGAGAUUGCAGAGAUUCCCGAAACCGAAAUCCUGAUGACAAUUGGAACACCAGAGCGCGCCUCCGGAAGCACCGUUGUGACCCACGACACCCCGCCGCCAGCCCACAUUUCAUCUAAUGGAGAGACGUCGCGGCCUAGCAGGCGUGCCAGAGCGGCCAUCAGCUAUACCGAGCCCAAUUUGCGCGACAAGAUGCGGCGACCGACCAAGGAGCUCUUUGAUGCCGUUUCUGGGGAGGGCAAGUUCCUCCACAGACCAGCAGCGCAACAGCAGCAGCAACGCAAGGGGGACGAGUCGGCACCAACGUCAGUGAGCAAGGCCAAGGCCGAGUCGGAGCCAGUGGUGGAUAUGAGCGGUCUUGCUAGCAGUACGCUAUUCGAAAAGGAAAACAAGGACGAGAAGGAGAAGGAGCCACAACCGGAGGAAGGGAUAUUAUCUCCAAACGGCUUCCUCCCAAGCUCGGUCGACCUGGGAAGGAGAAGGCGCGCCUCAUCCUUUUCAACUACGGCCGCUGCAAUGAUGAUUCCUCCGAUCCGAGAGCAACCCACGCCAAAUCCCCCAGCUGCGGAGGAGAUUGACGAAGACGCCGCUGUUGAGGCUCAAAUUCAAAAGGAGUUGAGUAAUAGUAUCACGACACGACCUAGAGGUGGAAAGGGAAGGCAAUCACUGAGCCGUCCCACACCUACAAUUCCCACGGAAACGCGAGAGGACGCACAACUCCCGACGAAUUCGGCUUCGGUGGAUCUCUACGACUUUGCCAGUUGCGCAUCUCCGGAUACUGCGGCACCCCAAGAAGAAACAAAUACCAGCGAUGUUGCCGGUAACAAGAAGGCACCAAAGGGUUCAAGAAGGGCGUCCUCAGCUGCUUCGACUGAGACGACAGCAACAGCGUCCGCAAAGCCAAGAUCUUCCCGGAAAAGGGCUUCAAUGUUGGUGCCGAAGAAGAGCUCGUGGUCCGAGGAGCAACCGCUAGAGGAAGAGGAGGAGGAAGAUGUUGGUAAUGACAGCGGAGGGUCGUUGUCUAAAGGCAGGGCAUCGAGGAGGAGAAGUAUGAUGCUUUGA